AUGUCACCAAUUCAGCAAACAGUCAACGCAGUUAACGCGAAGCAAACAGUAGCUACCGAGGUUGCUACCAGCCAGCCUCUUGAGUCAAAAAAUAAAUCUACUAGCAAAGAGUUAAAGAAAGCUGCAAAUUCGGAAUCUAAAGAGCCUAAAGAACCUAAAGAACCUAAAGAGCCUAAAAAGUCUCAAGAGUCCAAAGAGUCCAAAGAGUCCAAAGAGUCCAAAGAAUCCAAAGAGUCCAAUGAGUCCAAAAAGUCUAACGAGUCCAAAGAGUCUGACAAGUCUAAAGAAAAUGUCAUUCCAAGAGACCACGUCACUGGAAGGAAAUUGGCAGAUCACCCCGAGUCUUGUCUAAGGUGUAUAGACAAGGGGCUUAAGUGCACUCUUAUCUUCCUAGGAUUUGAGAAUGAAGCUAAAUGCUCUGCUUGCAGAAGGUCUAACUCUCAAUAUUGUAUCCGACAGCGUCGGCCUCAGGAUUGUUGGAUGUUCUAUGGGCAUCCCUGGAACAGUCCAAACUAUUUCGCCGUUGGAGAAGGUCCCGACUCGAAAGAAAUGGAAGAAAUCCUUCAGGAGCACUUCCAUGGCAAGGUAAUAGACUCGCUAGGUAGAUAUAGGUACAUCUCUGGUCCGAAACGGGAUAAUAUUACUCUUCCUCCUUUCAAUGGGAGUGACCUACCGGCGCCUAUCCGACCGGAGGGGUUUGAAUCCACGACCUGGAAGGACGUGUUGCCAAUUUCGAUUAAUAAGAGCGCUAUCCAGAAAUUCGAAGAGGCAAAGGCAGAGGCAGGGUUAACCGAGGAAGAGAAAAAGAAAAAGGAAGAGGAAGAAAAGAAGAAGAAAGAGGAGAAAAAGAAAGCUGCGGAAGGGGCCCUAAAUAUUCCUAUAUUCAUGUUUAAACCUUCUGGAGCCGAUCCUAGUAAGGAUAGUUUGGAACGACGUGGUCGGUACUAUCAAACCAGAUGCGCGCACGUGUCGGAAUAUGUUGCUGGUAAGGUGGAGAUGUUGGUCGAUGAAGACGCUGAAAUCGAUAGACAGAUCAGGGCAUUUGAAAUCGAGAGAGAGAAGAAGGCAGAAGAACUUGCUAAAGAUACCAUGGAAGCACGGGCCAUGGAACCACGAAAAAAGAGGUAG
Daldinia vernicosa is the source of this 1128-nucleotide messenger RNA. RefSeq lists its product as uncharacterized. NCBI's taxonomy places the organism in Eukaryota, Fungi, Ascomycota, Sordariomycetes, Xylariales, Hypoxylaceae. The coding region runs from base 1 to 1128 and encodes 375 amino acids. The transcript has a single exon. The record is from RefSeq and is a predicted model, not a curated record.